This is a messenger RNA of Contarinia nasturtii (swede midge), 1334 nucleotides long. RefSeq lists its product as uncharacterized. The transcript is spliced from 4 exons. The record is from RefSeq and is a predicted model, not a curated record. Bases 329 to 1255 code for a protein of 308 amino acids. NCBI's taxonomy places the organism in Eukaryota, Metazoa, Arthropoda, Insecta, Diptera, Cecidomyiidae.
UUCUUUGUAUUAUGCAUGUAUGAAGUGCAAAUGUAUGAAUCCGUGUAAAUAGCCAAAAUUUCUCACGGUGGGGAAAAACUUUAAAGAGUUAUUUCAAAUAAGUUUUUACGUUUGAUAGACAGUUUGUUUUUAUAAUGCUAUGGUUUUUUUUUAUUCAACAUGUUGAAUCAAUUGGACUUUGGUAGAAAAUAUUCGUACAAUACUAACUAAAACUGAAUAGUUUGCACAUUUCCAUUCGUUUCAAAAUUGAUGUGUUUGUAGUUAUUGUGUAUUUUAUUGAUGAAAUAUAAGCUAAAAAAUGUUUUGAACGAAUAUAUCAAAUUAUUAUAUGAAUAAACUUUCAUCGAAUAGGAUUCAAUUUUCAAUUAUAAACGUUAAAAUGAGUUCUUUUAUUCUACUGUGCUUUUUUUGUUUAAGUUCAAUUAUGUUCAUAUUGGCUCAGGAAUGUCCCCUUAGCCAACAUGAAUCAUUCUCAAAAAGAGAUGCUUCAAGUGGCGAAACGGACGAAACAGUUUCUAGGAACAUGUUCUCUAGCAACAUGAUUCCCGAUUUCGUACGAAAACUUCGUGCAAAAUCGAUAGGAGGGAUAGAGUUCGAGUUUGAAGGCUAUAUUGGGAACUACGAAACACGCUUUUCUAUUCAAUUUUAUAAACCUGGAAAGUCGAGCGAAAUCAAUCAAAGAUCAUCAGAUACUAUACUAAACUUGGUCCAAGCAAAAAUUAUGCAUCAGUCAUUGAAAUAUUUUAUGACGACUUUUGUCCCAAGAUACACAACCGAUUUUAGCUUGAAACACAAGAGCUUACAUAAUCAGUAUCAAUGCGAAAUAUCAAUUUCAAUGAAAUUACAGAACCAGUGCUAUAUUGAAAAUGAACUUUUGGCAAACGAACAGUCAGGUUUCAAAUGCAGUGUGAAUAAUUAUUUCUUUGGGCAAAUCAAAGAUGUUACCGAUAUAUUGAACCUAUUGCACUUCAGAUCUGCUCUCAGGGGAAGGAUUUCAGAUUUCGAUUAUUACCUACAAAUAAAUUAUACCAAUAUGAAAAACCAAAAUGGAAAUAGGAAAGUUAAUUUCCCAUCAGAAAGAAAAACAGACUGUCAUGAGAAAGUCAAACCCAAAUUGUUUACCGACACAUUAGAUUUGUUUGGAGUAAAAAAUACAACUGAGUUUGAAGUUUCUUUCGUGGGCGAAUUAGCUGAGCACAAAAUCAACGUUACAUUCAUGGCAUCUCGAGAAACACAUUUGGAACCAGUGAAUUAACAAUAAAUAUGAUCGGUUUCAUAACUGUCAAAUCAUCAUCAAUGCAAUUGAUAUUAAAAUAUAAUUUUCAAAAGGAACA